Messenger RNA from Symbiodinium sp. CCMP2592, 972 nucleotides. Lineage: Eukaryota; Dinophyceae; Suessiales; Symbiodiniaceae. The record is from the annotation of a GenBank genome assembly.
AUGCAGCCUGUCAUCGACGAGGUCAAAGAGCAGAUCAUGGCAAUCAACGAGCAGAUCGAGAGUUACUUAGCGGUGGAAGGUUGGUUCCAGCUGAGGAAGAGGUUGAACGGAGGAGCCGCCGUGAGGUAUGCCAUGGUUUGUUACCGGGAUUUCGACUGCCCCGAUCAUCCUGUGGUAUUGCCGUUUGGGGAUGCGCUUGCCUGCAAGCGCUUCCUUGAUGGUGUCCAAGCAAAGGGUGGUGGAGACUGGUGUGAGGACGUUCUGACAGGGUUGGAAGCAGCCGUGAACCUGGAGUGGCGCGGACAUAUGCGCCAGCUUUUCCUUAUUGCCCAGACACCGAACCACGGGCCGCGCUUUCAUGACAAAAGUCCAGGAGAAGCUUACGCAAGGGGGCCUGUCAAGCUCUUCAACUACGAUGACCAUUAUAACGUGAACACGGACCAAGCCGACGGGAUUUUGAAGUCCAUGGCCGAAAAGAGAAUUGGCUUGCAGUGUCUGGAGAUCUCGGGAUCAACAGCCAAGAUGUUUGAGGCUUUCGAAUCCGUUUACAACAAUAAGGAUGAGGGGCUUGUCAUGAAGGUUCACAGCAUGACCUCUGACUCGGGAUCGAUAUUAUCCACCAUUGUCAAGGCAUCCUGGAGCUCCGUGAAGGAGUCCUUGACGCAGACCUCUGCAUCGCUUGUGACCGCCCAGGACACGUGGGUACCCCAAAAAAUAGCCUGCCACCCAACCAUCGAUUUGGACAGCAGGUCCGGGUGGAAAAUGUUUGAAGCCACAAUCGAGUCCAUCGAGGUCGAUGCUGCAGUGGAAUCCGAUCGGGUGCAAGAUGACAGUCACCGUGACUUCAAGAUUCACGAAGUCACGACCAACGUUUGGAUUGCACCGAAGCUUUCAGCCAGGGAGCCAUGCGUGCUGCCUUUGCCGUUUUCAACGAGACCACCAAUUAGCGACUGGUGGCGAAACGCUACAUGA